This is a messenger RNA of Strongylocentrotus purpuratus (purple sea urchin), 1611 nucleotides long. Its product is annotated as monocarboxylate transporter 9. NCBI's taxonomy places the organism in Eukaryota, Metazoa, Echinodermata, Echinoidea, Camarodonta, Strongylocentrotidae. Gene Ontology annotation, biological process: transmembrane transport. The transcript has 6 exons. The coding region runs from base 1 to 1611 and encodes 536 amino acids. The record is from RefSeq and is a predicted model, not a curated record. Gene Ontology annotation, molecular function: transmembrane transporter activity.
AUGGAAACUUACUCAGACUUGUUGAAAGCUCUAGCAUCAAACUGGGGAUGGAUGGUGGUGAUGAUGUCAUGGAUUCUGUUUAUCGUCAUAUUCGGCAUUAUGUAUUCAUAUGGGAUUCUAUUCGUCGAGUUUCAGGCUGAGUUUGAGAGCUCUGCGACACUCACGGGUUGGGCAGGGUCAAUACCCAUAGGGCUCACUGUUCUCCUCGCCCCGCCCAUGAACGUUAUCAUCGACCGUUUCGGCUACCGUCCCGUUGCCGUCAUGUCUCUCGUCAUCGCAUCAACAGGGGUAGUGGCGACGUCUUUCGUACCCAACAUGCUUCUCGUCUACGUCACAUACAGCUUGAUGUUUGGAUGUGGGUCUGGAGCUAUUUCCCUUGUCGUCAUGAGUCUUGUCGUACAUUACUUCCCAUCAAAGAACUGUGUAAGAGCCUUGGCAUUCACUCUCAGUGGCACUAGCAUUGGCAUGCUGUCCUUUGCACCAUUUCUAAGAUUACUCAUUGAUCGAUUCGGAUGGAGAACCACCCUUCGGAUUAUUGGCUCAUUGUACUUCAUCUUGGGCAUCCCUUGCGUUGCAAGCUUCGUACCAUCCUCACCUGAUAUAGCGCCCUCUGUAAAGGGCCAACAGACUGAUGGAGAUGGUCGUAGAAUGAAGGAUAUUCAAACCUCGGUAGAAACACACGAUGAUUGUCCAAAUCAGGAUUCAUCCACGCAUAAUAACGCAGGCGAUAGUACUGAUGAAAAGCAUGGAGUCGUAGAAAAGUAUUGUCCUGAGAAAGUUAGCUUGGAUGGAGAAAAACCUAAAGAUAGGCCUGUUAUUUCAAGUAGUAGUCAGCACUCGUUGUAUGAAGAGGAUACCUCCCUGAUGCAUCGGCUGCGUCAAGCUAUGACUUAUCCAGAGCUAUCGUUCAUCAGUGUAGCUGUUAUCAUUAAUGGGCUUGCAGAUUGCUUCUAUUACGUUAACAUGGUUAGCUACAUGGUAUCUGUAGGGUUUACGGAGACGGAUGGGGCACGUAUCUUAUCCGUCAUUGGAGCGUCAACCGCCGUCGGUAAAAUCACUCUCUCGUUCGUCAGUGAAUGGCUCCCAUUUCCGGUCUAUUACGUCAUGCUUAUCGCCUCUGUGGUGAGCUGCGUAGUGAUGUGCUGUUUUCUUGUCAUCAAAAACCUCGCACUUAUGUUCUGCCUAGCGGCUGUUAUCGGUGGAGUAAUGAUAAGUACAACUGCAGUGGUGACUUAUUCUAUUCCUAGUACUUUUUUUGGUCCUGAACGCUCUCAACAGACCUGGCCUGUAAUUCUUUUCUGCAAUGGCGUCGGUCUAAUGUGUGGCUCACUAGUCGGCCAGUCUAUUGAUCGUACUGGAUCAUACAGAAGUACCAUCUGGACUUUUAUUGGAUUGUACAUUGUCGUUUGCUUACUUCUCAUCGCAGCACCCCUCUACCAAAGGACAUUUGCUCCCAAACGUUACGUCGUUCAAGAGUUACAUCGAGUAAAGCACUUGGAUAUAAAGAAGAAGGGCGUUGAACAGGAAGAUACCAGUGAAAAGUUUGCGGACAUCUCAAAAUUCAGUGGGACAAAUUAUGAAGUGGUAUAUGAACGCGUGUCAACGGUAUAA